AUGGCUCCUAAGAAGCAACAUAAAGGCAUGGUGUCCCAUCAGGAAGGGGCAUCCAGACCUGCUCUGGCCCCUGCAGCUGAACGUCCACCUACGCAACAUGUCCCCAUCCAGGGAGGCUGUCAGGAGGACCGGCGGACUGAAUCUCCUCAGUCAGAGAACCUGGCGCCUGAAAGCAUCUGUAGAGGCGUCCGAGUGACGCUGGACAACAACAGCAUGUGGAACGAGUUCUACAGAUGCAGGACAGAGAUGAUUCUUACUAAACAAGGCAGCAGGAUGUUCCCCUACUGCCGCUUUCGUAUAUCCGGCCUGCAUCCUAGUAAAAAGUACACUCUGAUAAUGGACAUCCAGCCAUUGGAAAACAGCUGUUACAAGUGGACAGGUAACAGCUGGCAGGUUGCUGGAAAAGCUGAGAGUCAUAUAAAGAGCCAACCGUUUGCUCAUCCAGAGUCCCCGGCGACGGGUCAACACUGGAUGCAGAGUCCAGUGUCCUUUUACAGACUGAAACUCACCAACAAUGGCUUGGAUCAGGAGGGGAACACUAUCCUGCAUCCGAUGCACCGCUACUUACCGCGACUGCAUGUGGUGCAGACGGACAGAGCUGCUAAAGAUGUAAAACUGAACGGUCCUAGUGUUCUCACCUUUACUUUCUCCCAGACUGAGUUCAUGGCAGUCACUGCCUACCAGAACACUCGCUUUACUCAGCUCAAAGUCGACUACAACCCGUUUGCUAAAGGCCUGAAGGAGGACGGAUGCAGUUCACAGAGCCUGAAGCUGAAUCCAAACUCUGGCAAAGAGUUGCAAAAAGACGAAGGCACGCCAACUAUUCAGCAGCAUCCUGUGAAGAAGAGCUUGAAGUCGUUGCUGGCAAACCACAAACCCAGAAGCUCCAACACAGCAGUCUCAAAACCUUCAGAUGUUCAGAAAAACUCUACUACAAACAAAGAUCCGUCAGCUGCCAAAGCCCUUGGGGAAGCCUCUUGCAGCAUUGGCUCGCGUCCAACUCAGAAGUUAAUUUCUGAACUGAUUCGUGAGGCGCACGUUUCCCUGCAGAGGUGCAACCUGGAGCAGCUAGGCCUCAAUCACAGCAGCUCUCUCAAAUUAGAGCAAAUUGACACUAAGAACACAACCCUGAAAGGCAAAGGACAGGAGGUUCCUCAAAGAGAUGAUAUUUCAGUCAAAGAACCAACAGGGAAAAGUGAAACCAUUAUAAGAAAGAGGAAUGUUACGGAGGAAACACACCAUUUGAAUUCAGUAAGGUGUAAGGACAAUGCCCAGACAGACCGUUCUGUUGCUGAUGCUUCAGCAGGGUCCUCCAAAGACUGCCAACGUAUUCCAAAGACUCCAUCAGAGCAGACUGCAAAGCCGGACAAACGGCCAGCUCGGUUGCCUCUGCCAGCACUCGCUCUGUUUUUGAAGCAGCAUUCAACAAAAUCUAAAAAGACUAAGAGUAAACCAGACUCUUCUCCCCUAGCGCCCCCCUCUGAACCUUUGUCAGAAUCACUGAAUUCUGCUGCAGACCUUUCAAGUCUGCCUGAUAAACACACCACAAAUGCAAUCGACAACUUGAAGGAUCUCGGCGGCGAUGUCACUAAACUCAGUCUCCAAGCCUCCAGUGGAGACUUUCAUCCAGAUAAAGUGGUUUUGAAUGUUUAUCAGCCUUCCAGUGUGUCGUGUCCAGAUGCUGCUGCUUCAGGUCCAGUGGGACCAAGAACUGAUGAUCAAUCAACUUCGUUUUCUGAAAGUCCAGGUCCAGAGCAAACAGUCCCUGAUGGUACAGUGUUACCCAGCCCAGGGCAGCCAUUUUCUACCCUCGGGGAACCUACACCCACCCUCUCCUCAACACUUGCUACCUCAUCGGCACCUCCCCUUUUGUCCCCACCCCUGGACACAGUGUUACCUGUCUCAAACUCACCACAAACACCACCUGAGUCUUCAACACUACCUUCAGACUCCCCCACCUUGAAGUCGGAGUCUUUUCUUCCUGACCCAGAGUGUUCAUCUUUUGGCUUUGAGCCUUUGUCUCUUGCGAGUUCUCCAGAACCGUUACCUCCCCUGCCGGACUCGAUAGCUUUAGAACUGGAUGCAGCAUCUUCUGAAGCAGCUUGUACAGCAGAACCUCCUGAGGACUCACCGCCAAGCAAAGACUCAUCUGUGUUUAAAUGGCAUACAGUGUUACCUCUGCCUGAACCAUAUUUAGAUGCUCCCUUCACAACAUUUCAGCCCACAUCAGAGACUCUUCCUUUAGAGCUUGUUACGCCACCUUUGUUACCUUCAGAGACUCCCUCGCACCCUGAACCACAGAGUCUGAACACAACCACGCCUCCGCCGGAUUCCCCUCCAUCUUUUCGGGAGAGCGAACAAUCGCUGCCUUUUCCUGCAGAGCUGUCCCCCCUCGCCCUUCAGUUGCCGUUGUCUCCGACCUUCUCUUCUUUAGAUGGAGAGGGACUGUCACCCACGCCUUCCAUCGCUGACCUCGUGCACUUUUUCUCCACCGAUGAUGACCUUGGGAUGGGGGUGGAGUUUCCGAAUACAGAAGCAAUGGCUGUUCCAUGCUUGCCUCCACCUGCAGUAGAAGUACAGGAGCCUUCUCCACAGGUGCAGCCAGUCCCGGUCAACAAGCCCUACAAGCGCAAGAAGUACCGGCGGCGAAAGCAGCCCAGAAUCAAUCUGAAUCAGAAGACGGAUGACACCGCCUACAGGAGUAUGCGACCUAACCUGGAGGAGGUGGAGGAACAGUUGUUUGUCUCAUUCACAUCAAAGGAGGCCCUCAAACUCCACAUCACAGAUUCAUCUGACGGGUCUCAGACGACACCUGAAGUUCAACAAGCCGCAGACGAACCUGAGAAAGCUCUGACGUUUAAACCCUCAGAAGGUCUGCAGGAUACGAUCGAUGCCUUCCAGAAGAAUCUGCUGAAUGACCUGAAGCUGAUGAAGCACAGGCAGGUGAUCCACCCGGUGCUGCAGGAAGUCGGUCUGAAGAUGACGCUGCUGGACCCGACUCUGGCCAUCGACCUGCAGUACCUGGGAAUCCGUCUGCCCAUCCCCCCUCCAGGAGUCAGUCUGGAGCCGCUGACCCAGGACCUGCAGUCCAGUCAAGGCAUUUCAGCUGCGUUUGUGUCCAGAACAGGAAAAACUACAGAUGUGACUCAGAUUAAAGGCUGGAGGGAUAAAUUCAGUCCAUCAGAGGCUCCGUCCACGCCUGUAUCCUCCAAACCUGAAGCAGCUGGUCCCAGUUUGGAGCCGCCGAAGAAGAACCUGUCGGCGUUCUGCAGCGACAUGCUGGACGAGUACCUGGAGAACGAAGGGAAGCUGAUCGACGAGCGAGCCGCCAGCUUCUCCCAGCCGCCGGUGGAGCCGCUGGUGUACGAGCUGCCCACCAAGAGCACCAGCUACGUCCGGACCCUGGACCACAUCCUGAAGAAGCAGAACACCGGCUCUCCCGCCUCGGACCUCAUAUCGGGGUUUAUCCCCCCCUCAAAGAGACCCCGACUCACCAAGGCUAAAGCUGGCCGGAGGUUGGAGAGGAAGCAGCGAGGUCCCAAACCAAACAAACCCAGAAUGGAACCUGCAGCUGGUCCGGGUUUUGAACCGGCCUCAGCUGAACCCUCACAGAUCCAUGCAGGCCCCCUAUUGGACAACACCUCCAAACCAACCCUGAAGAAGAGGCGGAAGGUCAAACCGAAGGCCUCCUCUCAGACUCUGUCUGAGGACUUUGCUCCGCUGGAGUCGGACUCUGAGCUCGGUCCAAACAAGGACCCCAGGAAGGACAGGCGGCCCCUGAUGACCCGGUCCCUGCUGAGGCAGAAGGACCUGGAGGACAACGUGAUGUGGGAGGGUCGACCCAGAACCGGCAUCACUGAGGAGAGGGCCACCGUCGCCCUGACGUCCCUCUUCACGCUGACGGGCUUCGUCAGCGAGAACCCGACGGCGCCCAUCGAGCUGCUCCGGAGGAGAGCGCCCCCCGCCUGCCAGAACGAGUUCUGCAGGCUGGGCUGCAUCUGCUCCAGUCUGUCCCACUGCUCCAGGAUCAGCCACUGCGGCCGCCUCUCCUGCAUGUUCGGCUGCAGCUGCCUCAAACAGAAGGUCGUCCUCCUCAAGAACCUGGACGGGUCCGACUGCAGCCCCCCCUCCCAGCAGCUCCACAGCAAGAGGAGGAAGAGGAGGAGGAUGAAGAUGGCCUACAUCCUGAAGGAGGCGGACAGCGUUUCCCAGCCUGCCCAGCGAGUCCAUACUCUGUGGAGGAAGGAACGUGAAGACUCAGAUCCAGAGCCGGUCCACGUCCCUAAAGGCGCCCCUCAGUCCAUCUCCACCGCAAGAACUCUGGAGGUCAGAGAGAACCGAAGCAGCUGCGCCAGAGUCCGAGCCUUCAGAAGAAAGACUCACAAACAGAAGGAGGCGCCCAAAGAGGUGAACUCUAAACCUGCUCGGCUGACGUCCCUGAAAAAGAGGAACCUGACCCUGAAGGAGACCAAGACCAGAACCUCCUGUCCUUCUCCAGGUGAAGCCGUGGAGACUCCUCCUCAGAGUCCUCCAGAGGAUUCAACCCCGAAGCCGUCGAAGCGUCUGUUCAUCGUGGCCGACUGUCAAUGGGAGAGCAGCGUGGAUCAGAGUCGGGUGCUGCAGCACCUCUGCGAGGCGAUGGCUCAGGACCAGCUAGACCGGCCGUUCAAGAUCCAGAAGUACCUCGUCAGCCCCAUCAGUCAGACCGUGGAGGGUGACGGCGCCAACCGCUGCGUCCAGUACAAGGUCCGGAUCUCCAGAGCCAAACCAGAGCAGGAGAAAUCAGCAGGACCAACAAAACCAGCAGGACCUGGGAGACCAGCAGGACCUGGGAGACCAGCAGGACCUGGGAGACCAGCAGGACCAGGGAGACCAGCAGGACCAGGGAGACCAGCAGGACCAGGGAGACCAGCAGGACCAAAGAGCCAGAGGAAGAUGAAAGCAGCACAAAACAAACAGCUGAAGGAACUCAGACAGGUUAGCAGGGAGGCGGAGCCUCUGGAGGACUGGCAGCAGGAAGUGAUGGAGGAGGCGGAGCCUCUGGAGGACUGGCAGCAGGAAGUGAUGGAGGAGACGGAGCCUCUGGAGGACUGGCAGCAGGAAGUGACGGAGGAGGCGGAGCCUCUGGAGGACUGGCAGCAGGAAGUGACGGAGGAGGCAGAGCCUCUGGAGGACUGGCAGCGGGAGGUGGAGGACGGCGACGUUGAGGAGGAGGUCGGGACCUUUGAGCAGGUGGAUGAUGAGAAGAAGAAGAGUUCAGAGAUGAAGAUGAGGACGGCGACUGGCAUGGCUCUACCUUUCCUGACAGGAAUCUCCCCCGCCGGCUUCCUCUCAGCCAAUAAGAAGCAGCCGGGAGGAACAGACCACCUGAUUCAGGUGAACGGGAAGCUCUACCCUCUGGCCAAGAUCCAGCUGGGGAAGAUGGGAGCGCUGCACCCGGCCAAUCGUCUGGCCGCCUACCUGACGGGUCGGGUCGGGUCCAGCAGGCAGCAGCCAGCUCCUCCAUGUUUGUCCUCCAGUAGACGUCCUCAGAGUUCAGCAGCAGCGACCUCCAGCUCCUCUACUGUCUCCUCCAACUCCUCCAGCUCCUCUACUGUCUCCUCCACCUCCUCCAGCUCCUCUACUGUCUCCUCCACCUCCUCCAACUCCUCUACUGUCUCCUCCACUGUCUCCUCCACCUCCUCCAGCUCCACACUGUCCACAUAUAAGUCACCGCUCAUCAUCCCAGCCUCCUCCACAGCCUAUCAGCCCAGCAGCUCGGUGGUGCUUCCUGUAAAUCCGUCCCCUGGACCCCCUAAAGGCCCUCAGUUCCUGAUGAUUCACGUCCCAGCUCCGAUGGGUCAACUGCCCCCCCAGAUCCCAGGCGCCUCCCCCACCGGGCAGAAGAUGAUUCUGCAGCCGGUCCAGACAACGUCAGGCGCCCAGUAUUACCGCAGACCGGACGGCAAACUAGUCCAACUGGUUCCACUCAACAAGGUUAAACCAGUACCGCCUGUUCAGAUUGGUCCUUCCUUUCCCUCCGUUCUCCCUUCUGCAUCUCCUCAGACUCCAGCCAUCACUGUAGUCGGCCAACAAACUCCACCUUCGACCACAGUGAUCUCCUCCUCGUCCUCUUCUUCCUCCCUCUCCUCCUUCUCCGUGAACACCCUCGCCACCCCCCUCCCCCCAGGAUCUGGUUUCCUGUCCCAGAAGGGAACCUGCACCUUUAAGAUCCUCAACUCCGGCAGGGAACCCAUCAUCGUCCUCGGUAAAUCCUCCGAGUCACCCUCCAAGGUGGAGACAUCUCCAAGCGCCUUCACCCUCCUCCAGCCUCAACCCUCCGGCGCCCUUCCGGCCGCCGUCCCCCUGAUCUCCCUCAAACCCUCCUUGGGUCUGGGGGCGGAGCCUGGGGUGAAGACGGUGAAGGUGUCUACGAAGCCGCUCACUCCUGGACUGGUGGUGGUCCGACCGAAACUCGUUCCACCUCAGACCUCCUCAGACACCACUCACAGACCCUCAGCUCCACCUCCACCUGCUCCGUCAACACCUGCAGCGUCAGAGGCCACACCUCCACCCAACCCCACCCCUGCACCUGAACCAGAGCUUGCCUCCGACCUGGUGGACCUGGACAUCAUCUGCGUUGACGAUGAGACGGGGCUGGUUACCACGGAGAUGCCGGAUGUACUGGAAGUGAUGUCAAGCAGCGAGACGGAAAACUCAUCAGACUGCCAAGACUCGGACAGCGAAGAGGAGAUUCAGCCGACGAAGACUGACCCGCGCCUCGCACGUAAACACCAGGAGAAGACUCGUCGGGGGAAAAUGCGGCUGCUGUUCGACGCUCUGAGGAAGCAGGUCGGACUCAGCGGCUCGAGGACGUCGAAGAUCUCCACCCUGAACACGGCGGUGGAGGUUAUCCAAGAUCUGCAGAUGAUAGAGAUGGAAAUGGAGAAGAAGAAGGCGACGCUGAGGAAGAAGAGGGACCGAUAUCUGUGGAGACUCGUUCCAUCAUCAGCAGACCAAACUGAAGCUAACUCCAGGGAGGUCAUUGAUCUGAUCGACGACACCAUCGAAAUCUCAUCUGACGAGGAGAUUGAGGUGGACGAUGGCGAUCGGGGCGUUUCCAAGGCGACGGUGGAGGAAAACGUUCGGCUGAAGAGGAUGAGGAGAUCAGAUGUGGAUGAGACGCCAGGAACCACGAACUCUCCAAAGAAGCUGCAGCUCCAUCAGGCUCGUCAGGAGCUCCAGACUCUGCACAGCGCGAUAGAGGAGCUGAAGAGUCUGAAGACGAGUCUGAAGCAGCAGAGAGACACACAGAGUUCAGGUGAAAAACCAGGUAAGAGCGAGCAGAGAUCAGGAAGUCAGCAGCCAACAGGAGACACAAUUGAAGAUGGCAUCACGGCCACAUCACCUGACCCGCAGCCUCCACAAGCUCCUCCCACUUGUGGUUCUGCCCCACCCACUCCUACACCUGUCCAGCCUCUGGUCCAACAGGUAUUAAACACCGUCCUAGCUCAUUCUGCUGCGUCCCACAAUGCAUCUGUGCAGAGAGAUCGGCCGAGGACGAUUCCCAACAUCCUGUCUCGCAGGAAGACUCAUCCACAGCCACCUCAGAACACAACGACUGAAGAGGGUAAGACUCGCCUCGCACGUAAACACCAGGAGAAGACUCGUCGGGGGAAAAUGCGGCUGCUGUUCGACGCUCUGAGGAAGCAGGUCGGACUCAGCGGCUCGAGGACGUCGAAGAUCUCCACCCUGAACACGGCGGUGGAGGUUAUCCAAGAUCUGCAGAUGAUAGAGAUGGAAAUGGAGAAGAAGAAGGCGACGCUGAGGAAGAAGAGGGACCGAUAUCUGUGGAGACUCGUUCCAUCAUCAGCAGACCAAACUGAAGCUAACUCCAGGGAGGUCAUUGAUCUGAUCGACGACACCAUCGAAAUCUCAUCUGACGAGGAGAUUGAGGUGGACGAUGGCGAUCGGGGCGUUUCCAAGGCGACGGUGGAGGAAAACGUUCGGCUGAAGAGGAUGAGGAGAUCAGAUGUGGAUGAGACGCCAGGAACCACGAACUCUCCAAAGAAGCUGCAGCUCCAUCAGGCUCGUCAGGAGCUCCAGACUCUGCACAGCGCGAUAGAGGAGCUGAAGAGUCUGAAGACGAGUCUGAAGCAGCAGAGAGACACACAGAGUUCAGGUGAAAAACCAGGUAAGAGCGAGCAGAGAUCAGGAAGUCAGCAGCCAACAGGAGACACAAUUGAAGAUGGCAUCACGGCCACAUCACCUGACCCGCAGCCUCCACAAGCUCCUCCCACUUGUGGUUCUGCCCCACCCACUCCUACACCUGUCCAGCCUCUGGUCCAACAGGUAUUAAACACCGUCCUAGCUCAUUCUGCUGCGUCCCACAAUGCAUCUGUGCAGAGAGAUCGGCCGAGGACGAUUCCCAACAUCCUGUCUCGCAGGAAGACUCAUCCACAGCCACCUCAGAACACAACGACUGAAGAGGUCCAUCCUCCAGGUGAACCUCCGUCCAUCAAGGCUCUGAUCCCGACUGAGGUUCUGUCUCUGGUCCAGGCAGCAUUACCAGGACAACGAGUCUUGUUUGGCCCUCUGGAACCGACAGUGUUGCAGUCAACUCCGAGUCCAGGCAUGGCAUCCGUCACUGUGAACAUACCCAACCUGGCCAAUCAGCAGCUGCAUCUCACCUCCUUGCCCCACCCACCAGCUGACAAGAUCUGCAACAGCGCCGCCCCACUCACCCUCACUAACUUCACAGACUUCAGCAUGCUCCAUGCGGUUCACCCUGCAACAACACAACAAGAACAGAAAGAACAACAACAACAGUUAGACAAACAACAACAACAGCAGACAGACAAACAACAACCGACGGACAAACAACAAACACAACAGAACCGGCCGUUGGACCCUCAGUCAGUCUCUGUUGGAUCGGACCGUAGCAGCGACCAGUCCGACCUCAGACCUUCAUCCUCGCCGUCUGUUAGCACCGACCGUCAGUCGCAGGUAAAAGGGGCGGGGCCUCAGGAGACCAACGGUGACCCGGACAACGAGAAUCUGGCAUUACUCCUCAACGAGAUCUUCUUCCUCAACCAGCAGAACAUCACCACGAUGACGGCAGCAGGGGUCCCAUCACCAGGGAAACCAACCUCUGAGGUGGGCGAAGCCAAGGAGCGAGACCACGUCCACAGACUCCCACAGCCAGACUCGGACUCUACCAGCACCGUUGCCAUAGAGACAGAGGGGGUGGGGCUUAAUGGCUAUGCAGAGGCGACUGGCGUGCAGGAGGGACCAGGAAACACUAAAGGAGCUGUGCUGACUCCGCCCCCUCUGCUGCAGAUGAAGGUGGGAGGGGCCAAGGUUGCCCCACCCACCAGCAGUGACAGCGCAGCAGGAGGGGCAUCAGCAGAGAGGAGGGAGGGGGGCAUGGCCUGGAGGCCGAUGCCGAGGCUGGUUCCUCUGGGGUUGAGGGGGAACCCGCCCUGCUGAUGUCACGCAUGAUGUCACCGCAGCUUCAGGACCUCAUUGGCGGUCUGUGGGCAGCGAACAUUUUCUGAUUGGUCAUCAGGAAGAGAAGCGGAUCACUGAUGUUUACAGUCGAGCAGAGAUCGUGUCACCUUAUUUAUUUUGUCAGCGCCGUCAUCCUUUCAGUCUGAGCUCCGUCGUUUGUUUGCUUUAGUCGUUGUUUCAGGAUCGUUUCAGAAUAAAGUUGAAACAGAAAAAAUCCCGAUACGGAACUGAUAACAGAUCAAUACUGUAAAAUAGACUGAGGCUGUUGCUAUGGCAAUGGCAGGUACCCUGUCGCCAGGGUAACCGCCUUCUGAGGCGACCGGAGGGAAAAAAGUUGAUAAAAUAUUCUGAAUAAUUUUGGUUGUUUCCAAACUGUAAUUUAAAUAUGUUUGGCCGCGAUCAAUCGAUUUAUUGAUCACCAGAAUAACAAUCAGCAGCUGUUUAAUUAAUCAAUGUCAUUUUUCUGAUGCAGUUUACAGGCAGAAAACAGCCGAUAGAAUAAUCAAUAAUAAUAAUGUUGCAGCUUCAUUCUAAUAAAGUUUCUGAUCAAUCAUGUCGACUAGUUUGAAGCUGAGAAAUAUCAAAACUUUAGGUUUGCUUUAUUGUUGGGAUUUUAUUGUGAAAUCCGACUUUAUUUAAACCACGAACAAAAUGUUAGAAGAACAGUUGUUUGUGUUUCAGGCAGCAACUCACCUGUCCAGCUAGAAAACAGACUCUAACCCGUUUCACUUCCUCUGAAUGUUUUGAGUCAAAAUAAUUUUUAUUUCUGGCCAAAUGAAGAUUCUGUCACCUGAAUUUAUCUUUCAGAACCGAUUUAGUUUCAUAUUUUUAAGAGCUAAUUUAAAACGUUUUCGACGGUUCAGUAAACUUCAUUGAUGCUGCUCAGACGAAAUAAGAACCAAACUGAAAGAAAAGUUAGUUUUUUAAAGCGUUAUUUUAUCCUGUUGAAAUGUUUUACUUUGAAAAACUCUGAAAACUCGAAAGACUACAGAAACAUAAAACUCCUCCUUUAAUAGAAGAACGAAACUUUCUGUUCCAAAUGUUGCAGCUUUACUCUGAAAAUCUGAAACUGACAGAAGCUUUAUUUUUGUACUUGAAGGUUUUCGUUCAUCGGCGUCACGAUGAAAUAUUUCAGCUGUUUCCGUUUUCAGGAAAUAAUAAACUAUGACAGGAAAGUUUCUUUGUGUUGAACUGUGAAAACUCCUCGAGUUGGUGAAGAAAACUCACCUGGACUGACUCACCUGGACUCACCUGUAAAGACUCAUCAGGACUGACUCACCUUAACUCACCUGGAGCGACUCACCUGUAAAGACUCACCUGGACUCACCUGUAAAGACUCACUUGGAAUGACUCAUCUGGACUCACCUAUAAAGACUCAUUUGUACUGACUCACCUGUACUGACUCACCUGGACUGACUCAUCUGGACUCACCUGUAAAGACUCAUUUGGACUGACUGACUCAUCUGGACUCACCUGUAAAGACUCAUUUGGACUGACUCACCUGGACUGACUUGCCUGUAAAGACUCUCCUGUACCUGCAAGCAGGAUUAAAGCAUCCGUCUGUCGUGCGGCUCUGCUUUGUUUUUCUUAAAUUUGUAUUUUUGUACGAGUUAAAGUUAAACUCUGUUAUCUGAAUAAAACUCUAAUAUCAAUAAAGUUUCACUACGAA
Molecule: messenger RNA, 11158 nt
Organism: Amphiprion ocellaris (clown anemonefish)
Lineage: Eukaryota; Metazoa; Chordata; Actinopteri; Pomacentridae
Gene: mgaa
Product: MAX dimerization protein MGA a
Exons: 34
Coding region: 1-9468 (3155 amino acids)
Biological process (GO): regulation of transcription by RNA polymerase II; cell fate specification; positive regulation of DNA-templated transcription
Cellular component (GO): nucleus
Molecular function (GO): DNA-binding transcription factor activity, RNA polymerase II-specific; protein dimerization activity; RNA polymerase II cis-regulatory region sequence-specific DNA binding
Source: RefSeq, a predicted model, not a curated record